AAAACUCACUAUCUAUCUCUCAACUCCACAGACAGAUUGUAUUUUGAUCAGAUUCGAAAGAUAAUCAUGUUCAAUCACGAAACAGUCAGGUAUGUCUCUACCACUGCAAUUCCACCAUGUAUUCAGGCAGAACCAACUAAGGUCGACAUAAUCGACUUAAAUCCAUGGGAUCUUAAAAUGCUUCCAUUUCCUUAUAUGCAAAGGGGAUUUCUGUUCACAGAUGAUACGCAGCACCACCAACAAGAAAAACCUGCAGAUGUCAUAAAUCACCUCAAAAAUUCUUUCACAAAGACACUUGAAUACUUUUAUCCUCUUGCCGGUCGACUUACAAUUAGAAAUCAUGAAGAUGAUGAUGAAGAAACCAGUAUCUCUAUGUACAUAGAUUGCAAAAACACUACAGGUGCAGAAUUCGUAUCUUCUAUUGCAGAUAUAACAGUAUCCGAUGUACUUGACUCAUCUUUUGCAGAUCCUUGUGUAGUUCAUGAAUGUUUCUUUCCACUAAACGGUGCGUUAAGCCAUGAAGGUCAAUCUCUUCCAUUACUUUCGGUGCAGGUAACUAAAUUGAUUGAUGGCAUAUUUAUAGGAUGCAGUAUGAACCAUACUGUCUGUGAUGGAACAUCUUUUUGGCAUUUCAUAGCUACAUGGGCAGAAAUUUCUAGAGGUGCUACUAAUUUAGAUCGUCCUGUUCUUGAACGAUGUUUUUUCAACACUGAUCCCCCAAUUCGAAUCCCAAUCUCCACUUUCCCACUUCUACCGCAGAGAUUUCCUAGAAUGACUAGUCCACUUGAAGAAAGGAUCUUUCAUUUUGAGAAAGAAAGUAUUGCAAGACUGAAAGCAAAGGCUAAUCGAAAAAUCAGCAUCAAUGACAGAAGCAGUACUACUACUGUCUCGUCUUUAUAAGCUCUGUUUGCUCAUAUUUGGUUAGCCACAACUCGCGCCAGGCAAGUAGAUCCAAAUGAAGAGACGAGUUUUUGGUUAUCGAUUGGUAACAGAUCUAGGAUGAAUCUGCCUUUGCCUGAAGCAUACUUCGGAAACUCGCUGCAGCAUGGUGUAGCAACUGCUAAGGCAGGUGAAUUGCUCGAGAAAGGACUUGGAUGGGCAGCUUUGUUAUUGAACCAAGUGAUUAUGUCUUACGACAACGAAAAAGUUCUAAGUAUUUGGAAAUCAUGGGUGGUGAAACCAAGUUUUAUGUUCACUGGUAAUCCUCCUCCCCCAAAGAACAUUUUGGUGUCAGGGGGAUCUACAAGGUUCAAUGUGUGUGACAAUGAUUUUGGUUGGGGCAAACCUGUUACUGUGCGGACUGGGCGCUCUAGCCACUACGACGGUAGGGUUAUUCCGAACAGGAAAUGGGGUAUAUAGCCAAAAACACAAGUUUUCUGGGCCAUAUGGACUGGUAGAAGUUUCAUCUGGGUCAAAUGGACAGUUCAACUUUUUAAUUGAAACUGACCCAAUUACCCUUUUGUAACUGCACGUUCUCCGUCUCCUCAACAAAACCACGUUCUCCUUCUCUCUUCAGAUGAAAACCGCCAACAUCCUUCGUCUUCAUCUUCUCACAAACUAGAAGAGGAACAAAUUCGUCCACUGUUUCCCUACACCAAAAACCAUCAGAAAUCGAUUUCCUCCACCGUCUCCUAACCAUCAACAGUAGCAGAUUCAUCAGAAACCAUCCAAAAAUAACUGCAUGACCUGUUACGCAUUGUUUAGA
This is a messenger RNA of Papaver somniferum (opium poppy), 1705 nucleotides long. RefSeq lists its product as uncharacterized. The transcript has a single exon. The record is from RefSeq and is a predicted model, not a curated record. NCBI's taxonomy places the organism in Eukaryota, Viridiplantae, Streptophyta, Magnoliopsida, Ranunculales, Papaveraceae. Bases 67 to 900 code for a protein of 277 amino acids.